AUGCACUUCAGCGCUUUCGUAGCAACAGUUAGCCUUGCCAUACUCGGCUUGGCUACCCUCACGCGCGCUGCAGCGCCCUCCAACACAGCGGCGGCGGCCAGCUCUACCGUUAAUACCGCUAGCACCGAUUUGCAAUCCGAUCUGCGUGAUUUCCAGGCGCUGAUACCACGUCGCCGCAUCGGUUAUAUUGCCGCUCGUCAUUACAUUGUCGAUGCGCGUUUUCGCAGCGCUUUGGCAUUUAUACGCAGCCCGGAAUUUUCCGCCACUUGGCAGCAGAUACGCAAUACCAGUGACUUUGCAGAGCUUCUCAGCUUAAUGCGACGCGAUGCUGGCAGUUUCGAUGUUACCACCAUCAUCGAUCGCAUACCAAAUCAACUGCGUGCCUUCAAUAUACCAUCGAAGGUGCCGGUGAAUAUGAUGGUUCAGCGUACGGUGUCCGAUUUUCUCGGCGAUGUGGUGCGUGAGUUGCCGCGGGCACGUAUCGCCAGCUUAAUGGCGCGCAAAGUGCAGGCGGGCGGCGAAUUUUCACAGCUGUAUCGUACCGUGCGCAGCGAGGAGUUCGGCAGCUUGUUGCAGAAAACGAGGAAAUCCUCCAAUCUGGCCGCACCCAUUCUUAUCUUCCAAGAAACAAUAAAGUAUCUGGUCAGCGAUGUGCAAUAACAGUUAAUUUAUUCAAAUAUAAAAAAGUUGUUUCAUAAAGAAAUCUAA
Messenger RNA from Bactrocera neohumeralis, 708 nucleotides. RefSeq lists its product as uncharacterized. The transcript has 3 exons. The record is from RefSeq and is a predicted model, not a curated record. Lineage: Eukaryota; Metazoa; Arthropoda; Insecta; Diptera; Tephritidae.